Messenger RNA from Coffea arabica (coffee), 2289 nucleotides. Its product is annotated as two-pore potassium channel 3. NCBI's taxonomy places the organism in Eukaryota, Viridiplantae, Streptophyta, Magnoliopsida, Gentianales, Rubiaceae. Gene Ontology annotation, molecular function: potassium ion leak channel activity; outward rectifier potassium channel activity. Gene Ontology annotation, cellular component: plant-type vacuole membrane; plasma membrane. The record is from RefSeq and is a predicted model, not a curated record. Gene Ontology annotation, biological process: potassium ion transmembrane transport; stabilization of membrane potential.
AUGAAGCAGCCGAGACAAACAUUCCCUAUAGUUCUCUCUAUCAUAUUCAUAUGCGGAUGUACAAAGUUGAUUCUUCAUCUCCUCAAAUCAUAAUAGCUUCUUCCGCUCUGUUUGUAAUCUGUUCCCAUUUUGGCAAUAUAUAAAUUUCAGACUGAUCUCAGCCUAAUUCAUAAAAGAUAAAACACGCACCUCAAUCAUUAGCCGCCUUAUGAAACAGAAACCGAACCCCACCCUUUUCCUGGUAUUCCGGCCAUCCAAAACCUGGUUUUCCGGCAAACCCAAAUGGAGAAAGAGCCUCUCCUCCCUUAUGUCAACACCAGAAGACAGUCCUAUUCCCCUCAGCCUCCACCACCCCCAAUUUCUCUGUGCCCUUUACCGGAAAACGAUGAAAUCACAAUCCCACCACCCAAUGGUUGUCUCACUCCAUCAGAACUCAAAGAUAGGCUUAUCUUUGGCACACCCCCUUCAUCCUCUUCCACCCCUUUAAUGGACUCCUCUUCUUCAACUCUUGUUGAUGCAUUGGCUUUAAGCAUCAAUUCUCCAAGAAAAACUUCGUCUGAGGACCUAAAAUCCAAUAUUGUUGGAGAAAAAUGCAAUCUUGACCAGCAAAAUGGUCAGCAGUCUUGGUUGACCGAUCCCAAUAUUCCAUGGACCAAAGGGAAUUUGCACAGGUCCAAGACUGCCCCUGCUAUGGCUGUUAUCAAUGAUUUUGAUCAUUCAUCAGCUCCCAAGCCACCCGUGUUCGGUUCUCAGUCAAUUAUAAGACAAGCUGUGGUUCUAUUGAUCAUAUAUUUGUCUCUCGGUGUUGUUAUUUAUGCUUUUAAUACGGAUCAUUUCAAGGCCACUGAAACACACCCUGUUGUUGAUGCUUUGUACUUCUGCAUUGUUACUAUGUGUACUAUUGGAUAUGGUGAUAUAACCCCUGAUAGUGCUUCUACUAAGCUGUUCUCUAUCAUGUUCGUGCUUGUGGGCUUUGGGUUUGUUGAUAUUUUGCUUACUGGGAUGGUUAGUUAUGUUCUUGAUUUGCAAGAAAAUUAUCUGUUGAGGACACUUAAGAAUGGGGGAGCUCAUGAUCCAGGGCGGUUUGUAAUUGAUGUUAAGAAGGGGAGGAUGAGAAUUCGAAUGAAGGUGGCAUUAGCUUUGGGGGUUGUGAUUCUUUGUAUUGGAAUUGGAGUUGCUGUUAUGCAUUAUGUUGAGAGGCUUGGCUGGUUAGAUUCCUUCUAUUUGUCUGUUAUGUCUGUCACUACUGUUGGAUAUGGGGAUAGGGCAUUUACUUCCUUGCCUGGUCGGAUUUUUGCAUCCAUUUGGUUGCUUGUAUCUACGCUUGCUGUGGCUCGUGCAUUUCUUUACUUGGCUGAGGCAAGGGUGGAUAAGCGGCAUAGAAGCAUGGCAAAAUGGGUACUUGGACAGGAUAUGACUGUGGCACAGUUUCUUGCUGCUGAUAUUGAUAACAAUGGCUUUGUGACGCUCAAGAUGUUGGAGUUUGUUGAUUCAAACAGAUUUUUGUGAAAGCUUAUGGGACUGUUUGAAACAUGAUUUAGAAAUCUGAACAAAUCAGAGUUUGUAAUAUACAAGCUCAAGGCGAUGGGAAAAAUUUCAGAGAUGGAUAUCUUGCAGGUAUGUAAACAAUUUGAACGGCUAGACACGGGAAAUUGUGGGAAAAUUACUCUUGCAGAUCUCAUGGAAAAUCAUCACUGAUUUGUCAAGAAAGCAGUGCAACUCGAAUGCAAAUUUCAUGUUGCUAGACCCACCCACGGGAAACAUUGUGCGUUGUCAUGGUGAUGAAAGACAAAGUCACUUAUAAAUGGAUGCUCCCGUGUAAGCCCCAUUCUGCAACUGUUCCGGCUUCCCGUGUGAGCCCAUUCAAUCAUCUUAGAUUCUCUAUGCAACAGAAGUUCUCAAAGGCUGUAAAUAUUCAUUGCUAGCAGAAUCAGAUACUCCAUACUAGAAACAGUCUAUCAAAGAUUUUGCUAUAGCCAUUUGACAUUAUCUCCUUGAUAUAGUCUUAGAUUGGUAGCUGUGAACUGGCAUGGUGACCCAACUGGUCCAACAUGUUCAUACGAAAGUGACUUCAUUUUUUGGCAAAUACAUCGAUGCAGAUAAUAGGUGACCUGGUCUUGUUUUUCACUGCUUUCUCAUAUUUGGCACUUUUAUUCUGUUGGCUGUAGAUAUGGUAACUUUGCUGCUUUAGCACAAGCCUGCUCUUUGAAUAAGCAGCAAUGUUCAAAUUACAUUUUUUGAUGGAUAUUUUUUGGAAAUCAAAGUGCUCUGUACAUCUUAUUCUCCACA